Messenger RNA from Heteronotia binoei (common prickly gecko), 858 nucleotides. It is a transcript of the gene GUCA1A, whose product is annotated as guanylate cyclase activator 1A. The record is from RefSeq and is a predicted model, not a curated record. Gene Ontology annotation, molecular function: calcium sensitive guanylate cyclase activator activity; calcium ion binding. The transcript is spliced from 4 exons. Gene Ontology annotation, cellular component: cone photoreceptor outer segment; photoreceptor inner segment. Gene Ontology annotation, biological process: positive regulation of guanylate cyclase activity; visual perception. NCBI's taxonomy places the organism in Eukaryota, Metazoa, Chordata, Lepidosauria, Squamata, Gekkonidae. The coding region runs from base 98 to 697 and encodes 199 amino acids.
UACAAUUCAUACCACGCACAUUUGAAAUUCAAAAAGUGACCAGUUCUAGAAGACAUCCACAGUUCUUCAGAAACGUGCCCAUCUUUUUUGCUUUACAAUGGGGAACAUGGAUGGAAAGGCCGUGGAGGAACUGAGUGCUACUGAGUGCCACCAAUGGUACAAGAAGUUCAUGACAGAGUGUCCCUCAGGCCAGCUUACCCUACAUGAAUUCAAACAGUUUUUUGGCUUGAAAAACCUGAGCCCAUCAUCAACUCAGUACAUUGAACAAAUGUUUGAGACGUUUGACUUUAACAAGGAUGGUUAUAUCGAUUUUAUGGAGUAUGUGGCAGCUCUAAGUCUAGUCUUGAAGGGGAAAGUAGAACAGAAGCUAAGGUGGUACUUCAAACUCUACGAUGUGGAUGGAAAUGGCUGUAUUGACAGGGAUGAGUUACUAAACAUAAUCAAAGCAAUUCGUACUAUUAAUCCAUGUCAAGAAAUAAUGUCAGCUGAAGAUUUCACAAACAUGGUGUUUGAUAAAAUUGAUAUCAAUGGAGAUGGCGAGCUGUCUCUGGAGGAAUUCAUGGAGGGUGUCCAGAAAGAUGAGCUUCUACUUGAUAUCCUCACCCGUAGUCUGGACCUGACACACAUUGUGCGAAUGAUCAAGAAUGAUGGGAAAAGCCCUAAUGAAGAAGGGGGGUCGGCAGAAGCUGCAAAAUAGAUGGGAAUAGACUAGAGAAUAGUUUGUUUUUUAAAUAUUAUUUUUUUUAAAAAAAGAAAAAAAGUGUAAUAUUAUAUAAAGAAAUAUUCAGGGACAUAAAUGGGGCAGUAGUCCAGGGGACUUUGUUUUAUAACAUUACAUUAAAAGAGUACAAGCUUUAA